Molecule: messenger RNA, 1125 nt
Organism: Anthostomella pinea
Lineage: Eukaryota; Fungi; Ascomycota; Sordariomycetes; Xylariales; Xylariaceae
Source: the annotation of a GenBank genome assembly
AUGGAACUUGGAAGGAUUAAACUCCCCCGCAAUGACCGGGGUUGCGCCACUCCCAUUGAUACCUACGAUACCACCACGACAGUCAAAUAUUCACAACAUGGUCGCCAACCAACUGGUGCGAGCGAUGAGGUUGGCGUGAUGACAUUGGAUGUUCCACACACGCAUGCAUUGCACUUUGCCGACAUAUUGGACCAUGGCGUCCGUGCCAAACCCUCCCAUCGCGAGGAGAGGAGCAUCGUCGUCGUCGCAGACACAAGACGAGACGAGGUCGGCAUCGUUUGGGGGGUCGCCCAUUCCAAGGCGCCAGUCUCAACAGGACAGGAUCAAUGGCAUCCUCGAGUUCCAAGCCCUUCAACUCGGCCUGACCCGUCUUCCACGAAUUGUCCCGAAUGUUCGACUAACGAGCAAUUAUACCUCCAGACUGCUAGAGGUCGCGCAGGCACAAGGAGCCCGCUAGCACAAGGCCCCAGCCCCAGCCCGAACAUGAGCUUCCAACGCCUCCCGUCACCCCGCGAACACGACGAGGACGACGGCCCCAGCGAGACGACCGGCAUCGUCACGGCCCAGAACACGAAAAACUACCAGAGCACCGAGACGUCGCCGGGCUUGAGGAAUCGACAACAAGCGCAACCGACCGAGACGGACAAUGAGGAACGGAACGGCAGAAGCCCACACAACGAGGAGAAGCAUUGGUUAAGGGACUAUAUUGGGCCCCUGUGGUCGAUCGAGUUGGAGAACAAGGGAAGCGUCGCCAGAGACCACUUGGCUUUGGAGAGGACGUUUCUUGCCUGGCUCCGGACAUCGCUCGCGUUCGCAUCAAUUGGAAUUGCCAUCACCCAACUGUUCCGCUUGAAUACGUCGCUGGCCGAUGGACAGACAGACCCCAAUUUCCAGAGGAUACGACAUCUGGGGAAACCACUCGGUGCCGCCUUUCUAGGCAUCUCAAUACUGGUUUUGUUUUUGGGAUACCAGAGGUACUAUCAGAGCCAGCAAUGGGUGAUGAAGGGGAAGUUUCCCGCGUCCAGGGGAACCAUAGUCUUGGUAUCAUUCGUAGCACUCGCUCUCAUGGUCAUCAGUCUUGGUGUGGUGAUUUAUGUACAGCCCACAGGGUCCGGGACCGGCUGA